AUGAGUUUAUGGAAACUUGGUUUGGUGUCUUUAAAGGGCCCAGGCAGGUUUCUUGCCCCGUCAGUGACGAGAGCGGCGGUCUUGGCCUCGAGACAUAUACAAGGACGAGCGCUUUUAAGUGGGAAACAAGCCCGGUUACGGUUUUAUAGCAGUGUCAGUGAUACAGAAAAAUCGAACGAAACGGUGAAGAACGACGGCUUGAAGGGCUCGGUUGGAGCAUCUGCAAGUGGCCAAACUGCCAAUACACCCGUUUCUCAUACGAUAUUAGCGGAAAAGGAGCAGCAAGCGAACCGCGACCUCAGUAAUCCGGCUUCUCAGGCAGAAUUUUAUAAACUGCUUUUGAAAUCAGACUAUCCGCAGUACGUUGUAUCUCGGUUUGAAACACCGGGUAUCGCUUCGUCACCCGAAUGUGUGAGUUUUUACGCCGAAGCGCUACAAAAGACUGGACGUAACGCUGAAGCUCAGGCGUUGAAACAGACUAUGACCGGCGCUGCCGCUAGUGAGGCCGUUGCGUCAGGUGCUAUAAACGCUGCUGAAAAUCCUGCUUUUGCUGGUGCGGCUGGUGCUCCUUAUGCUGGAGCACCAGGUUUAAAUCCCUUCAUGGGUUCGAGAAAAGAACCCUUGCAUGUGGUGGUCACGGAAUCCACACUAACGAUAGUAUCACGAUGGGCUAAAUGGCUUAUUGUAUUUGGGGUUCUUGCGUACGGAUUUUCAGAAGGAUUCCGGUACAUUUCAGAGAACACAACUCUUCUGAAAUCUUCUGAGGUGGCCGACAAAUCUGUUGACGUUGCCAAGACCAAUGUGAAAUUUGACGACGUUCGUGGAUGUGACGAGGCACGCGCAGAACUCGAAGAGAUUGUAGAUUUUUUGAAAGACCCUACCAAAUACGAAUCUUUGGGCGGGAAACUUCCAAAAGGUGUUCUCUUGACCGGGCCACCAGGUACGGGUAAGACCUUGCUUGCGCGUGCUACUGCUGGUGAAGCUGGUGUCGACUUUUUCUUCAUGUCUGGAUCUGAAUUUGACGAGGUCUACGUUGGUGUUGGUGCUAAACGUAUCCGGGAACUGUUCUCUCAAGCGAGGUCUCGCGCCCCGGCUAUAAUUUUCAUCGAUGAACUUGACGCUAUUGGAGGAAAACGUAAUCCAAAGGAUCAAGCAUACGCUAAACAAACUUUGAAUCAACUUUUGGUCGAGCUCGAUGGAUUUUCUCAAACUAGCGGUAUAAUCAUAAUAGGUGCGACCAAUUUUCCAGAGUCUCUUGACAAAGCGUUAACUAGGCCUGGAAGAUUUGACAAAGUCGUUAACGUUGACCUUCCAGACGUUCGUGGAAGAGCCGACAUUUUGAGACAUCAUAUGAAAAAAGUCACACUUGCGUCAGAUGUGGAUCCUACAUUGAUCGCUAGAGGUACUCCUGGUCUCUCCGGUGCCGAACUUAUGAAUUUAGUGAAUCAGGCCGCUGUUUAUGCAUGUCAACAAAAUGCCAUUUCCGUCGAUAUGUCUCAUUUCGAAUGGGCCAAAGACAAAAUCCUGAUGGGUGCAGAACGCAAAACCAUGGUACUAACCGAGGCUGCGAGAAGAGCUACUGCAUUUCACGAAGCCGGUCAUGCCAUCAUGGCAAUGUACACCGCUGGAGCUACGCCGCUGUACAAAGCUACUAUCCUUCCAAGAGGUAGAGCUUUGGGUAUUACGUUUCAACUACCAGAGAUGGACAAAGUCGACAUUACCAAAAAGGAAUGUUUAGCCCGCCUGGAUGUAUGCAUGGGCGGUAAGAUUGCCGAGGAGAUGAUUUACGGGAAGGAAAAUACCACGAGUGGUUGCGGGUCCGAUUUACAGAAUGCCACGAACACUGCUCGGGCCAUGGUAACACAAUAUGGUAUGAGUGACAGCGUUGGGCCUGUCAAUCUUGCCGAUAAAUGGGAGACUUGGUCGGGCAAAAUUCGUGACACGGCCGACAAUGAAGUGAUAGAAAUCUUGAAAGCAUCUGAAGAAAGAACCAGAAAGCUUUUGAAGGCAAGAGGUAAAGAACUUCAACGUUUAGCACAAGGUUUGAUGGAAUACGAAACUUUGGAUUCUUUUGAAAUCGAAAAAGUUUGUAAAGGAGAGAGCCUAUUAAAAGCCAGGAUGGCAACCAAUACGGUGGUAGAAGGGCCCGACAGUGAUGACCGGAAAGAGAUCGGUAAUGACAAUUCUCCAAUUCCGGUUUUGAUCAAUGCAUAA
Lachancea mirantina is the source of this 2214-nucleotide messenger RNA. Lineage: Eukaryota; Fungi; Ascomycota; Saccharomycetes; Saccharomycetales; Saccharomycetaceae. The record is from the annotation of a GenBank genome assembly.